Messenger RNA from Oncorhynchus kisutch (coho salmon), 2898 nucleotides. Its product is annotated as anoctamin-9-like. The transcript has 24 exons. The coding region runs from base 478 to 2838 and encodes 786 amino acids. Gene Ontology annotation, molecular function: protein dimerization activity; chloride channel activity. Lineage: Eukaryota; Metazoa; Chordata; Actinopteri; Salmoniformes; Salmonidae. Gene Ontology annotation, biological process: chloride transmembrane transport. Gene Ontology annotation, cellular component: plasma membrane. The record is from RefSeq and is a predicted model, not a curated record.
UUUAUGAGUUAAUAUACAUUGCUACAUUCAUAUCAACGUCAAAUAAUUAAAUGCAUUCGUUGGUUUCACAGAUAAGCAAAGCACAAUCAUUUGCAUGCACUUUCAAAGGUAGAGAGAUACAAAGAGACUCCGUUUUGGUCACUAACUGUAAACCUUUUAAACGACUGCGACUGUCCUACUAUGACCAGAUGGCCGCAUUGCUAUUCCAAGAGAAGCGCUCAAUAUCAGCGCCUCGCCUUUUGAGAAGCAGUGACGCUACCUACCUGAAAGCAAUUGACUCAGAAACGCGGAAGUGAAGUCAACUUAUCUUUAGCUCAGUACAGAAGUUUUUAAUAUUGUACUUUUAGUAUAAUUAGAGCUCCAUGUCUGAAGUAAGGGUAAACGUUUCGUGAGUAAUGAAGGAAACGGCGCUCCAACGACAGAAUAUGUGAAUGUUGAUCAAUUUUCGCUCAAUUUGGAUUACGAGCGUAUUGCAACAUGUACUUCAAGAAUCCAGAGCAGGAUGGUAAUGAGCUGCAGGAGAGAAACACGGAUGGCUUUGACAAUACCAUGGAGGCAUUACUCCCAACUCUGCACCAGCAGAGAACAUAUGAUUAUGUUCUAGUUGCUGACAAAGUUGAGGACCAAGAUCACCCAAAGUUUCUGAAGCAGGUGGCUUUUAUUGACCACCUGAGGAAGAAAAACAUGAAAGUAACAAAAAUCGUUCAUGAUGACAAGGUGUUUUAUGGUGUCCGGGCCCCAAAGGAGAUCUUUGACAAGUACAGGUACCUACUAAAGGUGUCUGAUGCUUGCAACUGGAGCGGCGACCGGAAAUGUGUCAUCAUCCCUCACUCAACCAGGAUCAGAGUAGUGCAUUACAUCCUACACCACACCCAUAUCAACACAGGGGAGAACCUCGAAGAGCUCCAGAAGAAGGGUGUCUUUGAGGCCACGUUCUGCCUGCAUGAGAGGAACAAGCAAAAGGUGUUGAAACAAAAGUGGGCACGAUGGUCUGCUCUCUGUACGACCCAGCCUGUCGAUGAUGUCAGGAGUUACUUUGGAGAGAAGGUGGCUCUGUAUUACCUGUGGUUGGGCUGGUAUACCAUCCUGCUGGUCCCUGCAGCCAUUCUGGGUGUGAUUGUGUUCCUGUAUGCACUGGCUUUCUUCAACACCAGCCCCCUCAUAAAGGAGGUCUGUGAGUCUGACACCGUAAUGUGCCCGAGGUGUGACAAGUGGUGUCAAGUAUGGCAGCUGCGUGACACCUGUACCUAUGCCAAGGUGAGUCAUCUGUUUGACAAUGAGGGGACGGUGGCCUUUGCUAUGUUCAUGGCAGUCUGGGCUACCAUUUUUCUCGAGCUGUGGAAGAGACACAAAGCAACGUUUGUGUCCAAAUGGAAAGUCUUUGACUGGUGUGAGGAAGAGGAGGAGCUCAUCCUGGGAGUAGUGAAUGAUCCAGACUUCCAUCCCAAAGAGUUUCGCCAUUCUUAUCUGCGGAGCACUCUAGUUCUGGUGCUGGUCACUCUCAUGUUGGUUCUGAUCAUCGGGCUAACCCAGGCUCUGGUGGUGUUCCGUGUGGUUGCUGCCGUGCAGCUGUCAGAGGGAACAUGGGAGUUUGUAAGGGACCAUGCCAACACUGUAGCAGUAAUGUUGGGUGCUGUACUACACUACUUCACCAUGCAAGUUAUGACCAGAGUCAACAAGGCGGUGGCCUUCAAGCUGUGUGAGAUAGAGAAGACACAGUCAUUUGCGGCCACUGAGAGGAGCUUCACUGUUAAGAUGUUUACCUUCCAGUUCUUCACCCUCUUCUCCUCACUCAUAUAUGUGGCAUUUUUCCUGGGCAGGAUAAAUGGUCGCCCAGGCAGCUAUGUUCGUAUUUCUGGUAAAUGGAGAUUGGAGGAGUGUCAUCCCAGUGGCUGCCUCACUGACCUCUUCAUUCAAAUGGCCGUCAUCAUGUUGCUCAAACAGACACUGAAUAACAUCUUUGAGUUUACUGUGCCCUGGUUCAAGAGUUACUUCAGAAGGACUACAACUAAGAGGCUGGAGAGGAAGUGUGGCCACUGCUACAAAAAUGCAUGUCGCGAAGAGGAGAAGAGGGGCCAUGACCCAUGUGAUAUCUGCAAGCUUCGUGAUUGGCUCCGCAACUACGAUCUGAAUGACGUCAACUCUUUCAGUCUCUUCAAUGAGUUUCUGGAAAUGGUUGUUCAGUUCAGUUUCACCACCAUCUUUGUGGCGGCCUUCCCUCUGGCCCCUCUACUGGCCCUCAUCAACAAUAUCUUUGAGAUCCGUCUGGAUGCCAUCAAGAUGGUCAGCUUGGAACGCAGAUUAGUCCCCAAGAAAACCAAUGACAUUGGUAUAUGGACCAAAGUUCUGGAAGCUAUUGGUGUUCUGGCUGUCAUUGCCAAUGGGCUAGUCAUUGGGGUGUCCUCAGACUUCAUCCCUCGGCUGGUCUAUCGCUACCACUACGGACCCUGUGCCAACGGAGAAGCUGAUGUACACUGUAUGAAGGGCUACAUCAACGACACCCUAUCCACUGCUCAUAUAACAGACCUGAGCGUGCGGAAUGAUUUUUUCCCCAGUCAACUGAUCACAGAGAGCGGCUUCAAUGUUACACAAUGCAGCUAUAAAGACUACAGAAAUGAUGUUGACUACAGCCUCACCUCCCAGUUCUGGCUCAUCAUGGCUGUACGCUUUGCCUUCGUCGUCCUAUUUGAGCAUGUAGUGGUCAUCUUUAAAUUCAUUGCUGCCUGGUUUGUGCCUGACUCCCCCAUGCUGGUGAAGAACAACAGACUGAAGGACAAAUUCAGUAGACUCAAAGAGGAACUGCAGGAUAUGAAGUGCAGCCAGUCCACAGAUGUGUGAUGCCUGCAACGGAGGGACAUCCUGAGACAUGACCAGCAUGACACAUGACUUUGAAGAUUU